Messenger RNA from Cyphellophora europaea CBS 101466, 3201 nucleotides. RefSeq lists its product as uncharacterized. Bases 1 to 3201 code for a protein of 1066 amino acids. The transcript is spliced from 4 exons. Lineage: Eukaryota; Fungi; Ascomycota; Eurotiomycetes; Chaetothyriales; Cyphellophoraceae. The record is from RefSeq and is a predicted model, not a curated record. Gene Ontology annotation, molecular function: metal ion binding.
AUGGACUCGGGCCCUGCUCAUAACGUUGGCAAUUCGCACCUGCACCACGGCGAUAACGGAACCAACUUCGGUGUCGACUUCCUAGGAAGCCUCCAGAAUUUCGCCAACAAUGGCGAUCAAGACGAUAUGCAGCAGUACUUCCACCCUGACCUAUUCGACACAGGUAGCCAAGACUUCAACAGUAGCCUGCAGCAACAACCUCAACAGCAGCCACAACAGUCACACCAGUCUAGCUAUUCUAGUCCAGCUUUCAGUCAGAAUGUUGCGCAGCGUACUCAAAGCCCCGCAAUGCCUAAUUACAACCAAUCCCAGCAAUACUCACAACACUCCCAAUAUGGACAGCAGAUGUAUCCUGAUCACCGUGGGCUUUUUCAGCCUCAAUACGAUCCUCGAAUAUUUCAGCAACAGCCUUCGCACUCGCCUUCACCCCUAGAUCAGUAUCCUUUCACUGGCCAGAACUACACACCUCAGAGCCACCAAGGUCAGCUCAACAUUCAGCCACGUCCUUCUCCAUCGCCCGCUCCUCAGUAUCCUCCGAGGCAGCAACAAUAUUCACCGUUUAUGACCUUCGACUCUCGCGGACCUACUCUUCCUCAGCGUCAGGAUGCCGAUCUUAUACAAUUUGCGAACUUUCAGAACCCUGGCCAGGGUCCCUCGACUUCGUUCGUCAAUCCCUCCAUGUUGAACGCAGAACCCAACAACCCCAAUGGUCAUUAUGGUUCAGCGGCACAACGACAAGCUCAGCAGCAAUACUACCAGGGCCUGCCACCUGUCCAACAGCAACAGAUACCGGGCAUGUCACAGACUUUACAGCCCAACGCAAUGCAGGCGGCAUUGUCACAAUUCGCACCCGUUGCUGGGAUCAAGCCAGGCAUGAAGGAUCCCAAUGCACCCAAGAAACCCCGAGGUCGUCCUCGAAAGGAUGGCUCGAUUCCUGGCGUUGAUGGCGGUUCCGGUAGUGCUUCGAGCUCAGAUUUGGAAAUCGAGGACGAGGAGCCCGAGCCAGCUCCAGCAAUGAUUUCGGUGUCGCCUCCUACUGAUGAGCGUGUGCGAGCUGUGUUCAAUGCUGUGAAGGCUGUCUGGUAUCCGCGCAACAAGACCGCACCGGUCGAGAAGAUCAAAUCGGGUGUCGUUGACUUUGGUGAAACCAUCAAGACAUUACGAGACGCCUGGAAAGCCCGGAACGAAAGCCUCAAGAAAGCAGAGCAUGAGGGAUCGUCGACCGCUGCUGAUGCACCUAGACUGAAAGCCGAAGUCGCCCAGUAUCGCCAGACCAUGGAAAAUCUCAUCAACAAGUCCAUGUUAUUCGCUCAUCCCGCCAUCAUCAGAAGUCUCGGCGAAAAUCUCUAUACCCUGUCAGCCUUGUACUCGUUCCUUCUCGACCGGGUCACGGCUGUCGAUUACGAAAGCCCGCUCCUUCUCGCUACUCUAAAGCUUGCAGAGACUUUUGCCACGCUUGAUGAAGAGAAACUCGAAAGCUCAAAGUGGAUCAAGGCACUUCAACGAGUAUCGAAGAAGGCAUCCGGUGAGACCAAGAUUCUAGCGCAACAAAUCAUGGACAAUGCCAAAGCUGCCACUGCUCGCAACAAGAAGGCGGCGGAGUUAAAAGGGGCUGGCGAAACGGCGGCUGGCGUCAAACGUGCGCGUGAAGGUGAAGUUGCUGGACCCGCGGCGAAGAAGAUGGUCAAGCCCUCUUCGAAGCCUCUGGCUCUUCAGAAUGCGGAGAAGAGACGGGCCCAGGAGGCCGCUGAGGCGGCAAAGAAGGGCAAGACAGGUUCUGCAACCACGGGUGGAACACUUAUUACACCUGCAGCUGCCAAGCCAAAGGCACCACUUGCGGCCACUAAAGCUGCUUCAUUUGCAUCUUUGAUGUCUGCCUCUAAGAAGCCUGGCACAACGAAUGCCGAGCGUCUUGCCGCGGUCAAGAAAGAUGGCGUCACCCCUGCUCUCCAGCAAGUGAGAAAGGAGCCGGUCAAGCGAGAAUCGCCCCCAGCGAGCGGCGUUCCUGCCCCUAUUGCCGCUGCGGCAGCUAGCAAAGGAUCGUCCUUUCUCAGCGGCUUGUUCUCUCAGGAGAAGAAAGAAGUCAAGCCAAAGAAGGAAGACGAGGCACUCAACGAGACUCCAGAAGAGAAAACCAAGAGACUGCGGAAGGAGUCGAGACGAAAGCUGCGUGUGUCUUGGAAGCAUGACAAUGAGCUUGUCGAGACUCGAUUCUUCACCCAUGAUCCGGAAGAGGAGAUCAAGCGUGGAGACAGCGCGAUGAAGGAUGCCGGUGACACGGGCAAGGAGGGUGAAAUGCUCAAGCGAUCUAUGGCCAUAGAUGAUGAGGAUGAUUCGGAGGAAGAAGGUGACUUCGACCCCGAUAGUUAUACUGAACCAGACGAAGUCGACUUCAGUGAGCUCGCUUCGGAGGAAUGCGAUCCUGCUCUGAACGGCAUCAAGCAUGGCGGGACGAUGGUGGCCGAGAGCAAGUCCAAGGAGGCACAGGACAAGCUAGAGGAGACUAGCAUCAUGACCAUCUAUGCAACUGCGUCUGAUCGGCCUGAGACCCCCAAAGAGCCAGUCGAUGAAGGCGACGACGACUUUACGCCAAUUGACGAGUUCGGCGAGCCGGAAGAAAGAGUGCGGGCUCGUGAGAAGGAUAUGUACGCGCGUCGGCGCUUCCAGGGUGGCUUUGGCUCGGAUGGGCAUGCGGAUUUCGGGACCACGUUGCAAGCCAUGGCUGGUGAGGCCAGUGCACAACAUGCAGCGCCAAGCACACCGUCCAAUAAUACCGACUUGCUUGCGCAGCUCCGAGCGAUAGGCAUUCUUCAGCAGCCAGCAGCUCAGCCGGCCCCAGCGCCAGCACCGGCACCCGCGGCGGCGCCGGCACCGUUCGACCUGAGUCAACUUGUUGCCAGUGUUGCGGGACAAGGCAAUGCACAAACCUAUCAGGCCCCCGCCCAGCAACUGCCACCGGACACAGCCAACACGCUGCAAGCCAUUAUGGCUAAGCUUCAACAAACUCAAAGCGCUAUGCAGCCGAGUUAUCAGCCGCCAGUUGACGAUUACGAUGGUGGAAAGAAGAACAAGAAGGGCAAGAAGUCUGUGCCUGUGGACGAGAACGGACGUCCUCUGAACUACAAGACGAAAGUGUGUGAGUUCUGGGAGAAGGGAACAUGCACCUAUGGCGACGACUGCAACUUUCGACACUCGAAGUAG